Molecule: messenger RNA, 2202 nt
Organism: Mangifera indica (mango)
Lineage: Eukaryota; Viridiplantae; Streptophyta; Magnoliopsida; Sapindales; Anacardiaceae
Product: protein IQ-domain 26-like
Exons: 3
Coding region: 675-1961 (428 amino acids)
Molecular function (GO): protein binding
Source: RefSeq, a predicted model, not a curated record
AAAGAGAGAGACCCUGUUCAUGUUUAUGAUGCUUGUGUUGUAUUUACUUUUCAAAGAAAUUACAGCUUUCUUGAGUUUUUCAUUGGUAGAAUGAGAAUUUUUGAGCAUUUCACUUUCGUUCUUUCUUCUUUUCUGCUACUUUUUUCUCUUUUGAAAUUGCUUUUUCUAUUGAGAAUCUGAUUCUUGUAUGGUGGACUUCUCCCUUCUCUUUCUCUGUCAUUUUUUUAUUCUUUUUUCUUUUUAACCUUUCUUUAUUAGUUUACUAGGAACUCCCUGCUUUUAAAAUUUAUAAUAAAUUUUGUUUUCAAAAUCCUCUGAAUCUCUUAGCGACAUGUUUUUGUCAUGUAUUGCGGAUUUUCACGAGGCCAUGACAGCAUUUUCUUUCUUGUUUUCUCUGUUUCAAAUUCCACUGAGGACUUUCUCGUUUCCAUAAUUUCACAUACGGACUUUCUUGUAAAGGAUUUUAUACUUUGACGAGUGUUUUGUGUUAGUGUAACCAGUUUUCGCAACAAGGAAAGCAGCUAAGAUUGUGAGCUGGGGGGGAACAGCUUUUUCUUUUCUUUCUCAAAAAAAUUCUAAAUUUUUAUCAUUUUUAGAUUCCAGUUUAAAGAACAGUUUUUUGUGACCUGGGUCCUUUCAAUCACUUAUUCUGCAGUCGAUUUCUGUAGUAAAAAAUGGGCAGAGCAACAAGGUGGUUAAAGGGCCUUUUUGGGAUAAAAAACGACAGGGACAGUACAAACUCCGGUGACCGGAGAGACAAGAAAGCCAGUUGCUUUGGCCACUCAGGGAGAGACACUGAUGUCUUGUGUCAUAAUCCAACUACAAUACCGCCAAACAUAACUCCAGCAGAGGCAGCUUGGUUAAGAUCAUACUAUUCUGAGACAGAGAAAGAACAGAACAAGCACGCAAUUGCAGUGGCUGCUGCCACCGCAGCAGCAGCUGAUGCUGCAGUGGCUGCUGCCCAGGCUGCUGUGGCGGUGGUCAGGUUGACUAGUCAUGGCAGGGGCACCAUGUUUGGCGGUGGCCAUGAGAGGUGGGCUGCUGUCAAGAUUCAAACCAUUUUUAGGGGAUAUUUGGCGAGAAAAGCCCUGCGAGCUCUUAAAGGCUUAGUGAAGUUGCAGGCACAUGUUAGAGGUUAUUUAGUGAGGAAACAAGCGGCUGCAACUCUUCAUGGUAUGCAGGCGCUGAUAAGAGCACAAGCCACAGUCCGAACCCAGAAAGCUCGAGGCCUCAUUAUCAAUAAUAACAGAUUGGAAUCUCGAGCUCGAAAAUCUACGGAGAGGUUUGAUGAAACAAGAAUUGAACAGGCAAUAUCUGUUCAUAGUAGAAGACUGUCUGCUUCUCUUGACACCACAUUUAACACCACUGAUGGAAGUCCUAAAAUUGUGGAGGUUGACACAGGGAGGCCUAAAUCAAGAUCUCGCAGAACAAACUAUUCUGCUUCAGAUUUCAGUGAUGACCCACAUUAUCAAACACUCUCCUCCCCUCUUCCAUUGAGAGUUCCAGCACGUUUAUCGAUACCCGAUACAAGAAAUUUUCAAGAAUCUGAUUGGGGACUCACUGGUGAUGAAUGCAGAUUCUCGACUGCACAAAGCACCCCUCGGUUUCUCAAUCUUAACGGGUCUAAAGCUCCGGUCACACCCGCAAAGAGCGUCUGUGCUGAAAAUUUCUUCAGGCAGAAUUCAAAUUUUCCAAAUUAUAUGGCUAAUACAAAGUCUUUCAAGGCUAAAUUGAGGUCACAUAGUGCUCCAAGACAAAGGCCCGAACAGGGUCCGAAACGGAGAAUUUCGCUUAAUGAAAUGAUGGAGUCAAGGAGUAGUUUAAGUGAUGUUAGGAUGCAAAGAUCAUGCUCGCAAGUUCAAGAGGCUAUAAGUUUUAAGAAUGCUGUAAUUAGUAAGCUUGAAAGGUCUGCAGAAUUCUCAAGAGAAUCAGAGAGAAAUUAUGUUCAAAGAAGGUGGUGAAACUGCAAUGGUUUGUGGGAAAUAAGUGCGCCUCUUCAAUGUCUUGUUUAUUGUUAUCAUGUGCUUAAUUUAAAAAAAAAAAAGGUAGGUGAUAGAACAAAAUUAGAAUGUAUGUAGACUUACAUAUGAUUAUCAUCAAAAUUCUGUUGCAUCUGUUUCACUUGUUGAUGUUAGGCAAUGGAACUAAGCUUUCCAUUAAGGAAAUGACAAAAUGCAAUAGUAGAAUUUGAUUCUGUUGUCA